Penicillium arizonense is the source of this 1212-nucleotide messenger RNA. RefSeq names its product NAD(P)/FAD-dependent oxidoreductase. Gene Ontology annotation, cellular component: mitochondrion. Gene Ontology annotation, molecular function: (S)-2-hydroxy-acid oxidase activity; (S)-2-hydroxyglutarate dehydrogenase activity. Bases 1 to 1212 code for a protein of 403 amino acids. The record is from RefSeq and is a predicted model, not a curated record. Lineage: Eukaryota; Fungi; Ascomycota; Eurotiomycetes; Eurotiales; Aspergillaceae. The transcript is spliced from 3 exons.
AUGUAUUCACGUUCCUUCCUUAAUAUACGGGCUCCGAGCUUCAGGCGCCAUUUCUCCAGCACCCGAGCCACCAACGCCGACUUCACGCAUGCAGUAAUAGGCGCAGGAGUCGUCGGCCUCGCUGCUGCCCGACAACUCGCAGCUCGGGAGGGUACAUCAACCAUCCUACUGGAACGACACGAUGCACCAGGAACCGAGACAAGCAGUCGCAACUCCGAGGUCAUCCACGCAGGCCUCUACUACCCGGCAACCUCCCUAAAAACAAAGCUCUGCAUCCACGGCCGCAACCUCCUCUACGACCUCUGCGCAAAGAACAACAUCCCCCACCGAAACACCAAGAAAUGGAUCGUAGCCCAAACCCCAGAGCAAUGGGAAGCAGCUUUAAAGAUACAUGCGCACUCGCAAACCCUCGACGCGCCCACACGCCCAAUAAGCCGUGAGGAAGCCCGUCACCGCGAACCAGACGUCAGAGCCGACGCGGGCAUUCUGGAAUCUGAAACGACCGGUAUUGUAGAUAGCCAUUCACUAAUGACAUACCUACAAGGAUCAUUCGAAGAGCGGGGCGGGGACAUCGCGUUCAAGACGCGGGUGACGGGGGUCGAACCUGUGGACGGGGGGAAGGGUGGAUAUAAACUGACUGCUGUGAGCGACGAAGACGGAUCUGAGACGUGCAUUACGGUUGAGACGCUUGUUAAUUCGGCUGGUCAUGGGGCGUGCGAGAUCAGUAAUAUGUUGCUUCCUGCUGAACGGCAUUUUGUGCCGUAUUAUGCUAAGGGGACUUAUUUCUCUUAUGCGGCUAGUCGGCCGAAGACGAAUGUGCUUGUUUAUCCGGUUACGAUGCCUGGGACUGGGGGGUUGGGGACGCAUUUGACGCUUGAUAUGGGUGGCCGGAUUCGGUUUGGGCCUGAUGUCGAAUGGGUUGAUGCCGCUGAUGAUCUUGUUCCUAGUGCUGCUAGGUUGGAGCGGGCUUUGCCUGAGAUUCGGGCUUAUAUGCCUGGUGUCGAUGUUGAUGCUAUUUCAUUGGAUUAUUGUGGUAUUCGGCCUAAGUUGGGGAGGGGUGGGGCUGUUAAUGAGGGCAGUGGUUUUCAGGAUUUCAUUAUUAGGGAGGAGGAGGGUUUGCCGGGGUUUGUGAAUCUUUUGGGGAUUGAGAGUCCUGGAUUGACUAGUUGUUUGGCUAUUGGGGAGAUGGUCGAGGGGAUUUUGUAUAGAUGA